Molecule: messenger RNA, 447 nt
Organism: Xenopus tropicalis (tropical clawed frog)
Lineage: Eukaryota; Metazoa; Chordata; Amphibia; Anura; Pipidae
Exons: 4
Coding region: 60-368 (102 amino acids)
Source: RefSeq, a predicted model, not a curated record
AGGCAGGUAUAUAGCAAGCAACUGACUCCCCCAACUCACCGUGUUUGAGACAGAACAAGAUGAAGCUAAUAAUUCUGUGUGCCGUACUGGUAACUGUCCUGCUGCACGAGGCGGAGUCAGCAAAAAAACCACUUGAGUGCCACAGCUGCAGUCUGCCCAAUGACUGCCUAAAACAGAAGACUGAUGUAUGUGGACCAGGCCAGGAUACAUGUCAACGAUCCCAUACCGUUAAAUAUGACAAAGACGCCCCCAAGGAAAUACUUGUUUGGGAGCGUUUAUGUACAACUGCAAGUGAAUGCGAGAAAGCUAAAAGGAGAAAUAGAAGACUAAUAGUGACCUGCUGCAAGGAACCCAAGUGCAACCUCUAAAUAGAAAGCUCCUGGGCCGAGUGUAGUGAGCUGAACAGAAAGAAGAAUGUGAAUUAAUAAAAAACAAACUGUCAAUCAA